This is a messenger RNA of Tuber aestivum (summer truffle), 3454 nucleotides long. The record is from the annotation of a GenBank genome assembly. NCBI's taxonomy places the organism in Eukaryota, Fungi, Ascomycota, Pezizomycetes, Pezizales, Tuberaceae.
CAAUACCCACGGCUACCACGACACUUCUACAAAUCGAGCCCAUCGCCCACCCCCUUUGGCAACAGGAAUUCGAUCAAUCACCGUCCUACUCGACUUCUUUGCUUCAAUCCGUCAGCCCAUCUCCCUACAGAGCAUUCCAAAGGUCAACGGAAAAAGUAAUUCUGCAUCAAUCAACACCAUCGUCAUAUCUCGCCGUGCUUUCCUCUCCCCAGCCCCUCUACUCCACCGCACCCCAUCACCAUCACCAUCAUCAUCACACUGCAGCUUUUUAGUUGAAUAGUCGCUUGCGACAUCCAACCGUCAAGAUUUCGUCCAUCACUUCCUACCCGUCUCCCCUGACAGCAGUCACAAUGCAGCCAAAGGCGCCAAAGACUGGAAACAAGACUCACCGUCGCUCACGCACAGGUAAGCGCUUCUCGGGGAUGACGCUGUCCCUUCGUUUUCUUUACUGACGGGGCCCAUUUUACCGUAGGCUGCUUUACUUGCCGUCUUCGUCGGAAGAAGUGUGAUGAGGGGAAGCCUCUCUGCAAAGCGUGCAAGCAUCUUGGCUUGAGCUGUGAAUACAAGCGUCCCGUCUGGUGGGGAAAUGUCGACCAGCGCAAGAGGCAGAAGGAGACCAUCAAGAUGUUGAUCAAGAGGACAAAGUUGUCCGAGAAGGUGGCCCAGAUCUCACCAAUUAGUGCGGAUUCCCCCCCCGAACUUUCGCGAUCUUUACCAACCUCCGAUACUCUUUCAGACACUAUUGCUCGAAGACGCUCGCUCUCGAUGGAGUCUGGUCUUUCGCUCGAGGAGGAGAUGGAGAACUACAAUGACCUUGUAAACCCGGAGAUCCACAACGGACACAUGCACCACCCAUACCACCCCUUCCCCCCCUUUGAGGUCGACAUCAUGACGGAGAAGCAGACCUAUGUGAACUCGUUCCCCAUGCCCAUGCGAAGAGCCUCCACUAGCACAGCUUCGUACACCAGCAGCCACCACAUGAGACGGGACUCGGCUGCCAACGUUAUGGUUCCAACCGAGGGGCUUGCUCAGUUCGACUCUCUGAACCGACACGUACCCCACCCCGCUUCCUGCGCUAGCGCUGAGGAGAAUCCUGCCACCGCCGAAUUUGGCCUUUUUGACUACGGCUACGGUCAGCCCGAGGCGCCGGUGCCCUACAUCCAGGUUGACGAGAGUGACAAGCACCUCCUUAACCACUUUGUAGAGAAUGUCCUUCCAAUCAUCUUCCCCAUCCUUGAUCUGAAUCUGGACGCCAAGCAAGAUGUGAUCCUCCCCGCCUUGGCCUCCAACGAGUGCUACCGCCACUGCUGCUUGAGCAUCGCUGCUCUUCAUCUUAAGGUCACUCAAGGGCUUCAGGGUGAGUGGAUUGAUCAGAGCAUCACACGACACAGAUAUGCCACCAUUUCGGGGCUCUGCGAUGCGUUGGCACGGGAUCAAGACCAUCUGAAAAUCCUUGAGGCGACUCUUGGGAUGGUUCUCUUCCAGGUAGGCACAAUGCAUGACGAUCGCUUGCCCUUGAAACUCUUUUACUAACGUUUUCGGCUAGUGCUCUGUUGGCUCUCCCGAUGACAACCUUCCGGAUAUCCCAUGGCACCAACACUUCCAGGCUGUUACGAGCCUUGUCAACAAGAUGGAUCUCACCCAAUGCCUCCAGCACAUUUCCCAGAGCAAUCACUCCCCCCCAUCGGUCAAUAUGACCCUCACUGCGUGGAUCGAUAUCCUUGGCGCGACCAUGCUUGGCCGUGCACCCCAAUUCGCAGACACCUACCGCGAAAAGCAUCUCAGCAAUGGAAUCAGUGGACUGCGAGAACUCAUGGGCUGUGAUGAUCGGGUCAUGUAUCUCAUCUCCGAGAUCGCCUGCCUGGAAGCUUUGAAGAAGGACGGAAUGCUUUCGGAUAUUGACCUUUGCGAUCAUGUCAAGUCUCUCGCCCACCAGAUCGAUCUUACCGAGCCAUCUCUUGACCAGCCCAUGCCGACAUCGCCCAUCGUCACAGCGAAUGGCCAGGUCGAUACUAGACAACUAACUAAUGCCACCACUGACGCAUUCCGCUUCGCCGCCCGCAUCUACCUUUGCUCGCUCGUGCCUGGCUUUGAUCGCCACCAACCGCAGGUUAUGGAACUCCUGAACAAGCUUACGCAUUGCCUUGAAUCGAUUCCUGCAGGGCCCGACGGAUUUGACCGCUCCCUCGUCUGGGUGUACCUUGUUGGUGGAUCUGUUGCCACCCCAGGCUCGCUCUUUGUGAGAUUUUUCAAGAGCAGAUGUUCGGCCUUGGGAGAAGCUGGGGCUUGUGGAAGUUUCGGACGCAUGGCCAGGAUCUUGGAGAUCCUUUGGGGAAGGAGGGAGAGCGGAUGGGAAGGUGGAUGGCGCGAUGUGAUGGAGGGCAACUCGUGGGAUUUCCUCUUGAUCUGAGCUUCCUCUAACCUUUUUACCUAUUCCUUUUCUCGUUUGUCAUUUUCUUUUGUCAUGGUUGGGUCACGGGGUUCGAGUGUAUGUAUCUAGCAUUUUGGCGUUUUUUGUUUCUUUCCCACCCUUUUGCUUUCAAUUGCGCCAUAUUUUUCGUUCGUUGGGGGUUGUGCCUACUUUUUAUUGCUUGUUCUUUUAUUGGGAAUACCGGCGUUCUUUUGUCAUUUUUAUCACGAUGUCUAUGAUGAACUGGGCCAGAUGAAAGCGGGAGUUUUUUUUCGCUUUUCCUUUUUUCUUAAAGAAUGGGCCAGGCAACAUUUUCAUUGCGCUGGGCGCCGCACAUGACUUUUUUUUCUUUUUCUUUUUCUUUUUUUUUCUGGGGAAACAUAGGAGUUGCUUCUUUGACAUCAUUGUAACUUUUUUAUAUUCUUUAGUAUAUUUAUUCUCUUGUUUUCCUCCAGAGAUUUAUCAUCUUCAUCUUCAUAUCCAUCGUACAGUACAGGUUUUUGAUUUUUUUUAUCUUACAGAGGGCAGAUUUUCUUUUGGAUGGCAGCUAUUUGUCUACAAUCCCUUUUCUUCAUCUUUUCACUCUUCGGUUGUUGGUUGAUUCAUUAGGGCGGCGUCGCUCGCUUGCUGUUUUGUAGAUGGGUUUGGUUUGCUUGCUUGGGAAAUGUACUUGUGCGAGUUGUAGAUAUGAUAUGGACAUGAUAUGAUUGAUACCCCCUCCCCUUUUUUAGUUAGAAAAACAAAGCAAAAACAUAAUGUAUUUGAUGAGCGUUUGAUUUGAUUUGGUGCAUGGUCUGCGAUGGGUCUGUCUUGCCUUUUUGUGGUGGUUAAUUUACCCUUGACCGAAAGGAGAAGGGUGAAUCUGAUUAGCUACGGCACUUUCUUGUUUUCCAUCGCAUUCCAUUCCAGUGCCGUACUACGGGUACCCGGAAGUGGGGUUGUUGAUCUCGUUAUCGUAGAUUCAUCUCAUUUCACCUUGGUCAGCUGAAACCCAAUCAUCGCUGGAGCGGUUUUAUGAUGCGUGAAAUUGGGAAUUUCCAGUCU